Messenger RNA from Daldinia decipiens, 2521 nucleotides. RefSeq lists its product as uncharacterized. Bases 154 to 2388 code for a protein of 744 amino acids. The transcript has a single exon. Lineage: Eukaryota; Fungi; Ascomycota; Sordariomycetes; Xylariales; Hypoxylaceae. The record is from RefSeq and is a predicted model, not a curated record.
CUUUGAGAUUUAUCAGUAAAUCUAAUAUACGUUCCAAGCCCAUAUAGCCCUUGUUACAGCAAUAUACUUAUCAAUCUGCCCUAGCUUUAGAUUAUCCUUGGAAAUAUCUACGUAAACUACAAUCCUACCAACCAGAUCUAUUUCAACGCAGACAUGUCUUCGAUAUAUUCCCCAUUAUACUCUAUUUAUGCCACGCUGGUUUGCUUGGCUAUCCCAUUGGCCUUUGCUAUUCGACGUUCCAUAUCACGUCCCCUAUUUCUACAAGCUCACGAACGCAAUGGCCAUCAAAGAGUUGCAGUCUCAAUAAAACUUUCACACGCUACUGAAAGUCCCUUCGAUACCGUCACGGACAGAGCCGAGCCUGGAAUUUAUACGGCAAAGCAGAUCGCGGACUUCGUCCUGUCUCUGUCGGAACUCACCGACGAAGAGACCGAUAAUGCUCAACGUCUGGCUCGCAACCAUGGUAUCAUGGACAAUUGGUCGGUCCAGAGGGGUGUCCAGAACUUUGAAGAGAUUUAUUCGUUCAAUUGUGUUCUUGCCAUCGCGCACUUCUACAACGUCCUCCCUCGUCUUAAGGACGAGGAAAUUUCUAAUACUUAUGAGAAUUGCGUCCGUGCCAUCAAUUUCCUUACUUAUUUCCUUCAAACACAAUUGGAUAAAACGAGAAGACUGUCAGGCCCGGUGAAAUUGUCCAAAGCUGAACGGUUCAAAUUGGACCGCGUUUGGGAUAUCUGUGUUUGUUUACUAGGCGCUAUCAAAGCCCGGUCUGGUUUCCAACGGCGAAUUCGUGUUGGCGAUAUACCAAUUGUCCAUGACACCCACUACCAAAGGGCCGCCAGGCUCGCGUUAGACAGGAACAACCGAAGUGGAAGAGGGCGAAUUUGUCAAAAGGCCUUGAAGUUCCUUAUACGAGAGGAAAUCGAACCUUUCGUCCAACCAAUUCGCUUGAUCGAUGCGCUCCAGUACACAGAGGAAAUUCAGGAUCCUAACAAUAGCUUCAGCCAUCAAGCUUGCACAGAGGAUAAUUGCCAAUUCGAUAUCGUACUCCCGAACAAAGAAUAUCACAUCCCGGGCUGCUCCAGAUCGUGCGGGGAGUCAAGGCCUCCACCAAACAGCGAGGAUGACUUCAUAGCUAUAUCUAACCGUGGCAUGCCUGCGGUGAACAUCUCCAAUCCAAAUAAAUGGUGGGUAGAGGCCGGCGACAAGACUCUAGUUGUGUCUCAUGUUUGGAGGGAUGGCAUAUGGGGUACAAGAGACCGUGGGAUAAACAACUGUGUCCACGACCACCUUGUUAGAAUUGCCAGGGAGAACGAUUGUACUAGUUAUUGGAUAGACUGUGCCACAAUUCCAGAAGAGGAAGCGACACGAAAGAAGAUGAUUAUGAGAAUCAACCAGACAUUCAUGCAAGCACAUCUUGUGCUCUGCUGGGAUAGAGGACUCAGCACCUUAGAUUCGGAUAUCGAAACAACCUUAUUGUCUCUAAUCAUCUCCCCUUGGCAUCGACGAGCGUGGACCCUCCUUGAAGCCAAUAGGGGCCGACAAAAUAAGAUAACAUUUCUCAAAUGGACGGGUGAGGAUGGUUCGUAUUGGACGAGUAAGGGUGAUUCAUAUGAACUAUUCCAUCUGAGCAAAAUGCUUGACGAUGUUUUCGAUAAACCCCAUGUUCCACUAUGGAUUCGGUCGACAUUAGUUGAGCUUCUGCCGUAUAGUGAUACACCACUGCCAGUGGAUGCAGCGGGAUUACUGCUAUCCGGACGUCAUGCUAGUCGACCUGGUGACUCUGAAUCAAUUUGGGGUCUACUUCGUCCUAUUGAAGCAAUUGACAGAGCUGACCAUUUUGAUUAUGAUGAUCCGUACAUGUAUGCUAAGAAGGUUGACGUUGCAUUCAUUAGCUCUAACGCGACCCGGUUCAACCCCUAUGAUGGCCCAGGAUCCUGGAGGCCCGGCAGAACCAAUGCCAGUUCUUGGGUCCGCACAGCGUAUGGUGGUAUCAAAGGAGAGGUUAUUCACAUCAAGCAUAAGAAGAUUCUAGUGUGUAAGUGGUGGGCAAAGACUCAACGCGAAAAUUGGAACUCCAUCAACUGGGAAUCAGCGAGUCCCGAAGUCAAGCGGCUACAGCAUGAGGAAGUCGAUCGUUUUGCACUCAUCUGCCCAAUUUUGAAGGGAGACCCGAUAGAAGUUCCCAGGGGAGAAUGGGCAUCACCACCAGUGAAGGGCUUUUUCCGAACUAGUAUUGUCAUGGAGUGUAAUCGGGCAAUCUUGAUUACGCAAGGAACGGGUCAAAAGGAUGGCGUCUGGCGAUGGGAAGGUCUUGUGGAAAUGAGGGAGGGACACUCUUUGUUCUUCAAACCAGGAGAGAACGAGGUUUUCAAAAUUGGCAGGACUUAAAUGUAUAUUGGCAGUGUUGAUAAGGCUUUAUGACGUUUGUUGUGCCGUUGGUUUUCAUACCUUAGGUAGUUUCUAUGUACGAGAAUCCAAAACAUCAUCCAACUGAAGCCUUCUUGAGAAAGAUUUGGUGUAA